CUCACCAUUCAACGGAGUUGGAACACAUAAGAUAGAAAAAUUUUCUGCAGAGAAGUUCACAUAGUUCCCCUUGACUUUCCUCAGCCCCCCGGCACAAGCGCAAACUCUCCCCUUAAAUCUCUUAGGAGCCCGCUACACGCGCAGACCUCUGCGCAUGCUCAAACCCACCGUUUCUGGUGCCCCAUCUAUACGGAUUGCGCAUGUGCGAAAGCGAGACGAGUUUUUUUGUCCCAAGGCCUUGCCGUACCGUCCAGGCGGCGAGUUGCGUCGGGGUUCAGUAGUGUUUGCAGCGUGUGUCGAGCGUUGUUUCGCUACGGUCGCCACCGCCGAAAUGAACCGCGAGAGCUUCGCGGCGGGCGAGCGGCUGGUGUCGCCGGCUUACGUACGGCAAGGCUGUGAGGCCCGCCGCUCGCAUGAGCACCUCAUACGGCUGCUUCUGGAGAAGGGCAAGUGUCCAGAGGACGGUUGGGAUGAAAGUACACUUGAGCUCUUUUUACAUGAACUUGCAGUCAUGGACAGCAACAAUUUCCUGGGCAAUUGUGGUGUGGGUGAAAGAGAAGGGAGAGUGGCAUCUGCAUUAGUUGCUCGGCGUCAUUACAGGUUCAUUCAUGGAAUUGGACGAUCGGGUGAUAUUUCUGCUGUGCAACCAAAAGCUGCAGGUUCUAGCCUUUUGAACAAAAUUACCAAUUCUUUGGUCCUGGACAUCAUAAAGUUGGCUGGUGUCCAUACAGUGACCAACUGCUUUGUAGUUCCUAUGGCAACUGGUAUGAGUCUAACAUUGUGUUUCUUAACAUUACGACACAAAAGACCAAAGGCAAAGUAUAUUAUAUGGCCAAGAAUAGACCAGAAGUCCUGCUUUAAAUCCAUGAUCACUGCAGGUUUUGAGCCUGUGGUGAUAGAGAACGUGUUAGAAGGUGACGAGCUGCGCACAGACCUGGAAGCCGUGGAGGCUAAAGUCCGGGAACUUGGGCCUGAUCACAUUCUGUGCGUUCAUUCCACGACAUCUUGUUUUGCUCCACGGGUGCCUGAUAGGUUAGAAGAGCUGGCUGUGAUUUGCGCUGACUACGGCAUCCCACAUGUGGUCAACAAUGCUUACGGGGUGCAGUCUUCCAAGUGCAUGCACCUCAUCCAGCAGGGGGCUCGAGUUGGUAGAAUAGAUGCUUUCGUUCAGAGCUUGGACAAAAAUUUCAUGGUUCCAGUAGGUGGCGCUAUAAUUGCUGGCUUUGAUGAUUCCUUCAUUCAGGAAAUCAGCAAGAUGUAUCCAGGAAGAGCUUCUGCUUCACCUUCUUUAGAUGUCCUCAUCACUUUAUUAUCACUUGGAUCAAAUGGCUAUAAGAAGCUAUUGAAAGAAAGAAAGGAAAUGUUUUCAUAUUUGUCCAGCCAACUAAAGAAGCUGUCAGAAACCUACAAUGAAAGACUGUUGCAUACACCUCACAAUCCUAUAUCAUUAGCUGUGACACUUAAGACACUAGGUGAACACCAAGACAGGGCUGUCACCCAGCUUGGCUCGAUGCUGUUUACCAGACAGGUUUCUGGAGCCAGGGUUGUGCCUCUUGGGUCUGUGCAAACGAGGUUUUGGAAUAACAGUUCUAUUCCUGCUGGUUUAACUCUGACCUUGAGGUCCUGGAAUUCACAAGAGUUUUUGAAGGGGUGUCAUGGGUUUCCUUCACGCCCAGCUGAGCAUCAUUUUUACUCACUGUAGCCCAUUUCCACAUAUAAGUGUAAAAAAGUAUAUACGUAUAAUUAUUUAUUUUAAAUUGCUAGUACCGUUUGGUAAGCCUCAUAAUUGGCCUCAGUUACCCUUGAACUGUGGCAGAGGGGCCGUCGGCUGAUACAUUUUCCAAUCAUGACCAAGAUGACCUGUCUUUAUGAUCCAGCUGCCCUUAUUAAGGCUCUCAGGUAGAGUUUUGGAGUUUGGUUCUUAAAGUCACUGGACUGUGGUGGUCUUCCCAGGAAAGAAAAUUGAAUAACACAAAAUAUUCUUGAGGUCACUACACAAUGUGUUACUUAUACGCACAGCAGGGAAAGGUAUUUUAAAAUUCAGCUCUCAAUUUGGCUCUUAUAUCCUCUGUUGAUGAAUUCUCGCUCUAUCAGGAAAUGAUAUGUGAUACCAGACUUAGGAACUAGGUGUUCAACUAUAAAUCUUUCUGUUUAGCUUUUUGUAUUAGUUGAAUGAAGUUAUAGAAUGUGAAUUAUUGAAUACAGUUCUGUUCAGCCAAUAGGCACUUGGUAUACACAAUGGUAAAUUUAAAUAUAAAUUAAGUUUUUUCUGGUAUUUCUCCCCAGCACCCCAUAACAGCUGUCACUGAGGCCUAAGCUCUUGGAUGUGAUUUUAUUUUUAGACUAUAUACCUAUGAUAGAUGUGAGUAAAACUUAAAUAAAGGCAAAUGUUUUUAACCA
Hyaena hyaena (striped hyena) is the source of this 2400-nucleotide messenger RNA. It is a transcript of the gene SEPSECS, whose product is annotated as Sep (O-phosphoserine) tRNA:Sec (selenocysteine) tRNA synthase. The transcript is spliced from 12 exons. Gene Ontology annotation, biological process: conversion of seryl-tRNAsec to selenocys-tRNAsec; selenocysteine incorporation. Lineage: Eukaryota; Metazoa; Chordata; Mammalia; Carnivora; Hyaenidae. Gene Ontology annotation, molecular function: O-phosphoseryl-tRNA(Sec) selenium transferase activity; tRNA binding. Bases 155 to 1702 code for a protein of 515 amino acids. The record is from RefSeq and is a predicted model, not a curated record.